Messenger RNA from Meyerozyma guilliermondii ATCC 6260, 909 nucleotides. RefSeq names its product Rme1p (gene RME1). The record is from RefSeq and is a predicted model, not a curated record. The transcript has a single exon. Lineage: Eukaryota; Fungi; Ascomycota; Pichiomycetes; Serinales; Debaryomycetaceae. The coding region runs from base 1 to 909 and encodes 302 amino acids.
AUGGAAUUUGUUAGCGACCUCAACUGGACUUAUGAGCCUGAGCUCGACCCUAUGUUAGCAUGUCCUGUAAAUCCAGCUCCAGGAAGACUUGGAGGACCUUUUGGAUUUUACGUCGACUUUGAAAGUAACUGCCUCGUCAAGGAUAAUAUCAACCUCAACCUCAAGUUGGGUCUGGCAAUGUACUCCAGUCCAGUGCGCGGCUCACCAAUGACAAUAGAUACGGCGACGUUUGAGCCGCAUCCUCUCGGUUUGGGUAUCGAUUAUUCUGGCGACCAAAUGGCAUCGAGUGAACUUGACCAUGCGACAUAUUUCGAUAUUUACUCGAGACUCACUGAGUCCAGCAGUUCGGACUCUCUUUUUUCAAUGUCCAAUGACGACCUCUCGGAGCCAGAAACCGUACAUGUCGAGGAAUUAGAGCCAAAAAUUCCAGAACCUAUCUUGACAGGAGCAAGUCCCAUAAUGGAGAGAGCACAAUAUCGCCCUAAAUUAGUGGAUCUCUUGAGGAGCCAGUUUUCCCCAGAAGAAAUAAAGCUGUUUGGAACCUGUCUUCUUCAAUGUACUCACUGCACAGAAGAGUUCCAUCAUCAUCUAGACUUUGCAUUGCAUUUGGAUCGCAUUAGACAAAAUCGACCAUUCAAAUGCCCACUCAAAAGCUGCCCAUGGAAUGUGCUUGGCCACACCCGCAAAAUGGAUCUUCGUAGACACUGCAUGGCACAUUUUCCAAAGGGAAAGGCUGGCAGGGAAAUCGAAACCGUGCUGCCUGAGGAACGCCAACGUAUAAUGGAAAUGGUAUUUCCAUGCCAUUUGAAUUGCGGAAAGUACUUUUAUCGGAAGGACUCACUCAAACGUCAUAUAAAAUUGCUUCACGAGAACGAGGGGGCCAAGGCAAGAAAAAGGGCCAAAAAGUGA